AUGGAUAUAAGCAAUAAGUCAAAACCACUUUGUUGUCUGGAUGUUAGUCAGGAAGGGUUAAAAAAACUUCCAGUGAAAGUAGUAUUUUGUCUGAUUGGGAUAUGUUAUUUAGCAGUCAAUGCACUAAUUAUUUUUGUAUUACCAUUGUUGUAUUCUCUAGUUACAGUCAUAUUUUGGUUUAUUAUAGCGCAGGGAUUGGUGUACUUAAUCACAUAUAAUUAUUACCAGUGCCAUUACGUGACUGCAGAAUGUAUUCCUAAACAAUAUUAUCAAGUUGAUGAAGAAAAAAAAGAAGAGGAUCAAUACUGUGAUAUUUGUAAGAGAUAUAAGGCAGAUAGAGUUCACCAUUGUAAUGUUACAAAUCAAUGCAUUUAUAGAUAUGACCAUUAUUGUGCAAUGGUAGGAAAUAGUUUGGGGUAUCAUAACUAUAGAUAUUUCUUUUUAUUCCAAUUUUAUCUAUGGGUUGCAUUAUUAUUAGCAGACGUUCAUUUGUACAAGAUAGUUGUAUAUGUUGGUGGUUCACAUUUCUAUUAUGUGUUUAUAGUUCUUUUAGUAUUAUUCUUCGGUAACAUGACAUUUGCUUUAACAAUGAAUGUUAUAGCAGUGAUGUUUACAAUUACAUUCAAUUAUACUAUGAAAGAAGUUGUUGAUGACUUUGGUCAAAUGAUUAGAGAACGUAGAUUUAUCAAAAACAAAUAUUACAAAUCCAUUCUUUUAAAUUGGAAAGAAGUGAUGCAAGUUUCUCCAUCAAAACCACUUUGGCUAGGAUUUCUUCCAACUCCACCAUUUACGUCAUUAGAGAAGUUAAGCAAUUAA
Messenger RNA from Entamoeba histolytica HM-1:IMSS, 816 nucleotides. RefSeq names its product zinc finger protein, putative. Gene Ontology annotation, biological process: protein targeting to membrane; peptidyl-L-cysteine S-palmitoylation. Gene Ontology annotation, cellular component: endoplasmic reticulum; Golgi apparatus. Gene Ontology annotation, molecular function: protein-cysteine S-palmitoyltransferase activity. The record is from RefSeq and is a predicted model, not a curated record. The transcript has 2 exons. NCBI's taxonomy places the organism in Eukaryota, Evosea, Mastigamoebida, Endamoebidae. Bases 1 to 816 code for a protein of 271 amino acids.